Messenger RNA from Rhinichthys klamathensis goyatoka, 1103 nucleotides. It is a transcript of the gene lrrc69, whose product is annotated as leucine rich repeat containing 69. The record is from RefSeq and is a predicted model, not a curated record. Gene Ontology annotation, molecular function: protein binding. The coding region runs from base 33 to 1073 and encodes 346 amino acids. The transcript is spliced from 8 exons. NCBI's taxonomy places the organism in Eukaryota, Metazoa, Chordata, Actinopteri, Cypriniformes, Leuciscidae.
UCUCCAUAGAAACCUUGGGAAAGUCAAAUCAAAUGGCUAAUGAUUCCGUUAACGUUAUCAGAGCUUUAAAAACGAAAUCAAAAUCGCUUAAUUUGAGUUCCAGGAAAAUUACACAUCUUCCAGAAGUUUUUGCGAAGCUGCCAUGGAUUGCUGUAUUAAAGUUGAAUAAUAAUUAUCUGUCGAGUCUCCCGUCUGAACUGAUGUGUUUACAGAAGUUGACAGAGCUCAAUCUGGGAAAUAAUAUUCUUGAGGAGAUUCCAUCCGUGUUAAAACACCUCUGUUGUCUAAAUAAACUUUAUUUAUAUGGGAACAAAAUCAGCCAUUUGUCACCAGAGGUGCUGGAAGGUCUACCAAACCUCAAGCUUCUCAAUUUAAACCACAACAGAAUCAAAGUCAUUCCGGCAGAAAUUAAAAAACUGUGUAGUCUAAAGAGCAUCAGUGUCACAGACAAUCAUUUGCAGCAGAUUCCAGCUGAACUGGGCUUGAUGAAGAGUUUGACUGAGAUUAACUUCACUAAUAAUAAACUGACUCAAAUACCACAACAGCUAUGCAAUUUAUCACAGCUGAGGAAGCUGUACUUGGCCCGAAACAACCUGACAGAACUACCAGAGGGUGUUCUUGGUUGGAAAAAUCUGAAGAUCUUAGAUGCUGCCGGAAAUUUUUUAUCUGUGUUUCCAGUUGGUUUUCAGUUUCUCACAUUGGAUGAACUGUUCUUCGAAGGAAACAAUUUAGUUCCGUUCACACUGACGGAGUCCGUUCAAGAGAAAGAAGUCCUCGCAUUAAAAGAACUCUCAGCCAGGCUCAUCCUCCAGGAGAGCACUAACAGUUUCUCAGUGGUGUCCAGAGCUCUGCCAGUGUACCCAGAUCUGCAGGACAUGCUGUCUCAUUGGGGCCAGUGUGGCCUGUGCUCACAGCCCUUUCUCACCACCUGGCUGGAGUGUGUGCAGUUCAUCAACACCAAGAAGCACAUGGGGAUGAAAAGCUCACAGUCUUUUCCAGUGAGAGUUCUGCUGUGCUCUUACGACUGCUUCAACAGAGAUGACCACCAAUACUAUGGGCUUGCACGAUUAUAAAUUAAAAAUGUAUCUUUUUAUUUUCCCCAA